AUGUACGUGAGCGGCGGUGGUCCUCUGCGGAAGUCUUUCAAGGACUCGCUCAAAGUUCUUGAAGCCGAUAUUCAGCAUGCAAAUACUCUGGCAUCUGAUUUUUCCCGAGAGUACGAUGGGGCGUGUCUGCAAAUGAGGAUAUCAUACAGCCCGGCUGCGCAAUUUUUCCUUUUUCUUGUUCAGUGGACUGACUGUCACCUUGCAGGUGCUCUUGGGCUGUUGAGAAUUCUAAUUUAUAAGGUAUAUGUUGAUGGCACCACCACUAUGUCGACUCAUGAGAGAAAAGCCAGCAUUCGAGAAUUCUAUGCUAUUAUUUAUCCGUCUCUAAUGCAACUUCAAAGAGGUGUCACUGAUACAGAAGAUAAAAAGCAGAAAGCUUUAUGUCUGGAGAGAUACAGGAGGAAGGAUGAAGAAGAACACAGGCAAUGCUCGGAAGUAGAGAGUGAGAGGGAAGAAGAAUGUGGGAUUUGCAUGGAGAUGAACAGCAAGAUAGUUUUGCCUAACUGUAAUCAUGCCAUGUGCUUAAAAUGCUACAGAGAAUGGCGCUCAAGGUCACAGUCGUGCCCUUUCUGCCGUGACAGCUUGAAGAGAGUUAACUCUUGCGAUUUAUGGGUUUUUCUUGACGGCAGGGACGUAUUGGACAUUUCUGCUAUAACAAGGGAGAAUUCGAAGAGGCUGUUCAUGUACAUAGAUAAGUUACCUCUUGUAGUACCCGAGACUCUCUUUGAUGCUUAUGAUACCCAUGUGAGAUAA
Messenger RNA from Striga hermonthica, 753 nucleotides. Lineage: Eukaryota; Viridiplantae; Streptophyta; Magnoliopsida; Lamiales; Orobanchaceae. The record is from the annotation of a GenBank genome assembly.